Rhineura floridana is the source of this 463-nucleotide messenger RNA. Its product is annotated as small ribosomal subunit protein uS14-like. Gene Ontology annotation, molecular function: structural constituent of ribosome; zinc ion binding. The transcript is spliced from 3 exons. The coding region runs from base 16 to 333 and encodes 105 amino acids. The record is from RefSeq and is a predicted model, not a curated record. Lineage: Eukaryota; Metazoa; Chordata; Lepidosauria; Squamata; Rhineuridae. Gene Ontology annotation, cellular component: ribosome; cytosolic small ribosomal subunit. Gene Ontology annotation, biological process: translation.
GCCGCCCGUGACGUCAUGCUGAGGCAGGGACGAGGAGGCGGGGCCGGAGGAGGAGGCGGUGGCAGGCCUCGUGGCCGCGCGGGGCACGCCGGGAGCGCCCGCCGGGGUUCAUCUGCGCGUGCGCGGGGCGACUGGGCCUUUCCUGCGCGCGAGGCGGCCGAGAUGGGUCACCAGCAGCUCUACUGGAGCCACCCGCGGAAGUUCGGGCAGGGGUCCCGCUCCUGCCGCGUGUGCUCGAGCCGCCACGGCCUGAUCCGCAAGUACGGGCUCAACAUGUGCCGGCAGUGCUUCCGCCAGUACGCCAAGGACAUCGGCUUCAUCAAGUUGGAUUAAGCGCCUGGCUACCACGAUGGCUUGAAGAGGACUGCAGACUUGGAAGCUUUGGCCUGAUGAGCCUCCCCUGCCAGACAUGCUUUUGUGUACAUAAAAAUAAAUAGGGUUUUGUUUGCCCUAAUUCCCAGCC